This is a messenger RNA of Vigna umbellata (rice bean), 1620 nucleotides long. Lineage: Eukaryota; Viridiplantae; Streptophyta; Magnoliopsida; Fabales; Fabaceae. The record is from RefSeq and is a predicted model, not a curated record.
UUCAAAACAACAAAACAAUCUUAAAAUUAUGGAAGCCGUGGAAGUCAUCACCACCACCACAAUCAAGGCACCUACUCAUAGUAUCCAUAACUCACCUCGUAAAAUCCAUUUAACUCCAUUUGAUCUUCCAUUUCUCACCGUUGAAUCCAUCCAAAAAGGUCUUCUUUUUGGCAGCCCAAAAGACACAGCAUUCCAAAUAAAUAAUCUUCAACGUUCACUUUCCUCCACCCUUGCCUUCUUUCCUCCCAUCACUGGUCGUCUCGUCAUACUCCAACAUCACGACAACAUUGUCUCAACCCACAUCCUUUGCAACAACGCCGGAGUCCUCUUUGUCCACGCCGUUGCACCCAACACCACUGUCGCUCACAUCCUUCAACCCAAAUACAACCCUCCCAUCAUUCGCUCCUUCUUUCCACUCAACGGCGUUAAAAACUACAAGGGCACUUCACAGCCAUUGCUGGCAGUGCAGGUGACGGAGCUAGUUGACGGCAUCUUCAUCGCCCUAACAAUCAACCAUGUCGUUGCUGACGGCAACUCGCUGUGGCAUUUCGUGAAUUCCUGGGCUGAAAUCUCACGUGGCUCCCUUAAAAUAUCCAAACUCCCUUCUCUCCACCGUUACUUUCCCGAUGGCAUUGAACACCCCAUGCGCUUUCCCUUCACAGAGGAGGAAGAAAUCCGACACUCCCCAAACCUCAAACAACAAAUUCCUCCUGAGAGGGUCUUCCAUUUCGGGAAGGAAAAAAUCGCGGAACUGAAAAGAAAAGCCAACGCAGAAGCCAACACAGACAAAAUAUCUUCUCUGCAAGCGCUUUUAACUCUACUUUGGCUCUGUGUGAUUCGUUGCCGACACGUAGAGCCUGAAGAAGAGAUAAGUUACGUGCUUGCGAUUGGCGUUGGGCCCAGGAUGGUUCCACCAUUGGCAGAGGGUUAUUUUGGAAACUCAGUGAUGUUUGGUGUUGUGACCAUGAAAGCCGGGGAACUAUUGGAGGGUGGUCUUGGGAAGGGUGCUCUGGACAUGAACAAGAUGAUUGCUUUGCACUCUCAUGAGAGGUUAAAGAACCACUAUGAGUCUUGGGUGAGAACUCCGAGGCUGCUUAAAUUGUUUGGUGGUUCACUGGCCACUAGCAGUUCUCCGAGGUUCGACUUUUACGGUAACGAUUUUGGGUGGGGAAAGCCCGUGGCGGUAAGAAGUGGUGGUGCAAAUAAGGGUUGCGGAAAGAUUAGUGUGUAUGCAGGCGCUGAAGAAGGUUCUAUCGACAUUGAAGUGUGCCUUCCUUUUGAGAUUUUGGAGGCAAUGGAAAAUGACCCCGACUUCAUGGAUGCCGUUUUCAGCUAGCUAUUCUAGCUACAACACAAGAUCUUACAAGUCCAAUUUCUGUCAGAUCCAUGAUUGUUAGUAGCAUAAGCAAUCCAGAAAAGAUCUUUGAGGAGUUGGUUAAUUAGAAAUUAUUUUGAAUCGAUAACUUGUUCUUAUAAGAAGUUUUAUCUCUCCUAGUAGUUUAAGCUUUUCUUUUCUUAAACGAAUGGUUAAAAGGAGAUAUUGUCGAUGUAGGGUGGGAUAUAUGAAGAUUUAUCUGGAUUGUUUGGAUUACUCCAAAUGUUUUUCCAAUAGAAAAUUAA